Pistacia vera is the source of this 1260-nucleotide messenger RNA. RefSeq lists its product as uncharacterized. The record is from RefSeq and is a predicted model, not a curated record. Bases 75 to 836 code for a protein of 253 amino acids. Lineage: Eukaryota; Viridiplantae; Streptophyta; Magnoliopsida; Sapindales; Anacardiaceae. The transcript is spliced from 7 exons.
AAACCCCUCUCCUUUAUUUUCCUUCUUCUGCAAGGUUCAUUCUAUUUUCUCGGCAACCAAACAGGGGAAGACCGAUGGAGUUGGAGAAUUUCGAACCGAUAUUUGGAGAACCGAAAGUCGAGUGGACCGGCUCGGCUUCGGGUUCCGUGAUUCGGUUCUUACUCUAUGUCUUCGCGCCUAAUUCCUCUAACCUAAUUAUCCAUGCCACCGAUUUUCACUCCAAUACUUGGGAGGCUAAACGCUCCGUUUUGCAGCUUGAGGACAUGAGGGACGAAAUUGGAGUAGGGGGCUCGUGGUCAGAGUUCAUUGACUAUGUUGUCUCUUCCAUUAAAUCGGAAGAUGUAAAGCUUGUUCUAGGGGGAUCUUCAGACUCAGAUGGUGUUGCAUAUGCAAAAUUAGUAGCUCAAAAAUCGAAAGGAAUGCCAUUAGUAUCCAUUUCUCUCACAAGACUUGAGGGAUCUGUUGCUUCUAAGGCUAUGGAAAAUCUGUCUUUACAGCUGUUCAAAGCUUUCAAAAGCACGCAACAUUUACUUACAAAUGAGCAAGAACGCUCUCUUCAGCUAACAAAAGUGAUAUCGGUUGAGAAGGAAAGGAAUGAAAGUAUUCAGAACCAACUUUUGAAUUCAAAAAGACAGAAGUUGCAAAAGAUGAAUUCCUCAGAAAAAGCCGAAUUUUUAGCUCCUUUAAUGAGUAAUGGUUUGCAAGAUUCUCCAGAUAAACAAGCAGCUCAAAGUCCCAUCUCAACCAAAGUUGCUAAUCGAGUAGUACCAGCAUACCGCAGGGCAAAAGUACGGGGUGCUUUACUGCAAGAUUCUGAAGAUGAUAAAGAUAACUAGAGUUGGAGAAAUGACAGUUUUAUUACUAUGAGCUGCAUCAAAGUCUCAGUUUAUGACCAUGAAAUUCAGCAAUCAGAACAACACUAAAGAAUUCGGUUAUAAAACAUCAGACUAACACUAGAAGAGAGUUCAUGUAAAUGCUGGUUAUCUUCCAAUAUCUUGUAUUCCAUUUACCAAGAUGUAUUAGGUAUUUUCCUAUAGAAAAGUUUGAUUUCUGGAUUAGAUAGUUUUAUUGUUGUACUGUUAACAAUCUUGUAAAUACUACCUUUUUAAGUCUCUGAUCUGUUUCUCUUAUAGCCGCUGGAAUGGUUAUAGAGUGUAUUUUUUUUUUUUUUUUUUUUGGGGGAUGGGUCUGAAAAUUUCUGAUGGUUUAUUUUCUUGGCCAUCAAAGCAUAGUAAAGUGUAUAAUACAACUAUUUGUAUA